GCUGAUACUUUGGUGUCUAGGGCAAUUGAUUCGGGGUAUAGAAGGAGGCUUGGGAGGGCUCAGUUGCUUUUUGAGAGCUCUUGUGAUUGGAUCGAGGAAAUGGCAUGCUUAGCAGGAGUUGAUAUUGAAGGGUUUGCUAAUCCAGUAGAGGACUUUAGGAUCAAGGAGAUGUUAAGGUGGUAUUGCGAUGAUCCGUCUGAGAAUGUGGAUCCAGUUAGAGGAUGUGCAGAGGAGGUCAAGGAUGAUGCAGAUAAGGUGAGGUUAUUAGAAAGGUACUUGAUAGUGUGGCCAUACACGAUAAAUGAUAUGCCUUUGUUUUUGGUGAAAAGAGAUGGAAAAAUGUCAGUAUCAGCAGUUUCAUCAGUAAUUAAACGUAUGGCAGAUCAUGUGAAGCUGCGGG
This is a messenger RNA of Racocetra persica, 400 nucleotides long. The record is from the annotation of a GenBank genome assembly. Lineage: Eukaryota; Fungi; Glomeromycota; Glomeromycetes; Diversisporales; Gigasporaceae.